GAACUGCAUUACAAGAUGUGGUCAAGGGCUUGAUAAGGCCUUUUGUAAAGUUAGAAUUCUUGCAAGUGGUCGCUGGUUCAACUCUACAAUACUGUCCGCAUUCAUUAUUCACAAUGCCUGCAGUUGGAAAUAUUUUGUCUGGAAGGGAGAUUUCCAAAGCUAUCCAGAAUGAGUUGCAAGAAGAAGUAAUAACUCUGAAAGAAAAGCAUCCAGGUUUUGAACCUAUGUUGGCCAUUGUACAGGUUGGUGCUAGAGAAGAUUCCAAUGUAUAUAUUAGAAUGAAAAAGAAAGUUGCAAAUGAUAUCGGUGUAUCAACUAAACAUAUUCAACUACCAAGAACAGUUACAGAGAGAGAGUUAUUAUCCGAGGUCAACAAACUGAAUGAUGAUCCUCUUGUUCAUGGAAUUAUAGUACAGCUUCCUCUUGACUGUGAUACUCCUAUAAAUGCUGCUCAGAUUACAAAUGCAAUUUCUCCAAGCAAAGAUGUUGAUGGGUUGCAUGAUGUAAAUGCAGGAAAACUUUCUCAUGGUCAGUUAGAAGGUUUCUUUAUAGCCUGCACACCAAUGGGAUGCUUAGAACUAAUAAAGAGAUCUGGUGUCUCCAUAAAAGGGAAGCGAGCAGUUGUCAUUGGCCGAAGCAAAAUUGUAGGCAUGCCCAUGGCACAACUUCUAAUUUGGCAUCAUGCUACAGUUACAGUAUGCCAUUCAAGAACUGAAAAUCUCAAAGAUGUGGUUAGGGAAGCUGAUAUAAUAGUUGCAGCUGUAGGCCAAGCCCAACUGGUAAAAAAAGAUUGGGUCAAACCUGGUGCAGUUGUUAUAGAUUGUGGAAUAUCAAGUAUUCCAGACGAAACUAAGAAAUCAGGUUCAAGACUAGUUGGGGAUGUAGAUUUUGACGAAGUAAAAGAGGUAGCAUCAUAUAUAACUCCAGUGCCAGGUGGUGUGGGACCUAUGACUGUUAUUAUGUUAGUAAAAAACACUGUACAGGCUGCAAAACGGGCAUUGUUUGGAAAAGAAAAAGCUUAAUGUGCAUAUCUUGACAAGGAAAAGUGUGAAUUUUAGAUGUGUUUGACAGCAGUUUUUCCAACAGAAUAAUCUACUUAAAUAAAUUUUUAUGAAUUGAAAAAUAAAACCUUUACCUCAAUA
Molecule: messenger RNA, 1142 nt
Organism: Stegodyphus dumicola
Lineage: Eukaryota; Metazoa; Arthropoda; Arachnida; Araneae; Eresidae
Product: C-1-tetrahydrofolate synthase, cytoplasmic-like
Biological process (GO): tetrahydrofolate interconversion
Cellular component (GO): cytosol
Molecular function (GO): methylenetetrahydrofolate dehydrogenase (NADP+) activity; methenyltetrahydrofolate cyclohydrolase activity
Source: RefSeq, a predicted model, not a curated record